Balaenoptera acutorostrata (minke whale) is the source of this 2667-nucleotide messenger RNA. RefSeq names its product syncoilin, intermediate filament protein (gene SYNC). Lineage: Eukaryota; Metazoa; Chordata; Mammalia; Artiodactyla; Balaenopteridae. The coding region runs from base 830 to 2017 and encodes 395 amino acids. The transcript is spliced from 5 exons. Gene Ontology annotation, biological process: intermediate filament-based process. The record is from RefSeq and is a predicted model, not a curated record. Gene Ontology annotation, cellular component: sarcolemma; Z disc; neuromuscular junction.
CGCUGGGCGGCGGCUGACACCCCCGAAUUCCUGCAGGCGGCGGGCAGGGUGCGGGGUCCCUCGAGGUCCCCAACCCCACACCCUGCCCCCCUCCCGGGCCGGUCGGGCAGGGCAAGCGCUCUCCUGAGGCUGCGGAGCCACCUUCCUGCACUGCCCCCCCGCCGCGCCCAAACUGGGACCCUCGGAAGGGAAGGGUGGAGAGAAAGAAGGUUCAGGAAGACCUCAGAGGGGCUGGUUUUGGAGACGCCGACCGCCCCCAUACCUCCCCGCACACCUCCCCGCACACCUCCCCCCACACCCUCCGCUGGUCGCGGGAGGGGCGGCAUCUCCCCGCCCCCGGGCCGCGCGGCCCGCUCCCUCCGCCCGCGGCGGGAGCCUGGGCCAAGUGGGCGCGCCCGGCCGGGGGCCGGCGGGAUCCGGUGUCGGCUGCAGCUGGCAGUGCGGCGGACGGGCGCGGGCGGCCUGGGGGGCCAGCUAUUAAUACCGCGGCCGCCCAGCCCGGGUCGCGCAGCCAUGGCCAGCCCGGAGCCCCGGCGCGGCGGGGACGGCGCCGCCCAGGCCGCGAGAUCUUAUGCCUGUUCUAAGACGAGAGUGGUAAAAAGGAGCUCCGGCUCUGGAGCCAGACCGCCGGCCUUCGCCAGGCUCCACCACGUACGAGUUGUAGAACUUUGAAAACACAAGAGCAGAGGCCACUUCUCUUCAAGAGGAGAACUCUGAAUCCCCGUAUGAGGAGGGGACCUGGAACCCAGAAGUCACUCUGUCUUUGGAAGGGACCUUGAACUUAGAGGAUAUCCUCUACCUGGGGGACACAGGUGACUUUGAUGUGGCUAUGUAUGUGGAAGAGACCAAGAAGCCCGAGGAGAUGCUGCAUAUUGAGGAGACCAGGACGCCUGAUGAGGCCCUGUAUGUGGAGGAGCCAGGAAAGCCAGGGGAGAUGCUAUAUGUGGAAGAGCCCGUGAAGCCGGGAAAGACUACAAGCCCAGAGCAGAUGGUUUAUGGGGGAGAGACAGUCCCGAGCGAGGAGAAACCUAACCCAGAGGAGAGCCUCAGAGCUGGGCCGGGUCCCAGCACAGAGGGGAGCCUGAGCACAGAGGACCUGGAAUUGCUGGAGGAGCGUUUCCAGCAGUGUGUCCAAGCCGUGGCCCAGCUGGAAGAGGAGAGGGAUCAGCUCAUCCACGAGCUUGUGUUGCUCCGGGAACCAGCCCUGCAGGAGGUGCAACGGGUCCACCAGGACAUCCUGGCUGCCUACAAACUGCACGCCCAGGCAGAGCUGGAGAGGGAUGGGCUGAGGGAGGAGAUCCGGCUGGUCAAGCAGAAGCUGUUCAAGGUGACGAAGGAAUGUGUGUCCUACCAAUAUCAGCUGGAGUGCCGCCGGCAGGACGUGGCCCAGUUCGCCGAGUUCCGAGAAGUGCUGACCGCCCGGGCGGCCCAGCUCUCAGAGGAAUUAGCCCAGCUUCUGGAUGCCUAUCAGAAGCAGAAGGAGCAGUUACGGCAACAACUAGAAGCACCUCCAAGCCAGAGGGAUGGGCACUUUCUCCAGGAGAGCCGGCAGCUCUCUGCCCAGUUCGAGAACCUCAUGGCAGAGAGCCGCCAGGGCCUGGAGCAGGAGUAUGAGCCUCAGCUGCUGCGGCUCCUAGAGAGGAAAGAAGCUGCGGCCGAAGCUCUGCAGAAAACCCAGGCCGAGAUCCAGGCGAUGAAGGAGGCUCUGCGACCACUGCAGGCAGAGGCCCUUCAGCUCCACCUGCAAAACAGGAACCUGGAGGACCAGACCACCCUUGUGAGGCAAAAACGAGACGAGGAGGUGCAGCAGUACAGGGAACAGCUGGAGGAAAUGGAAGAACGACAGAGGCAGCUAAGAAGCGGGGUGCAACUCCAGCAACAGAGGAACAAAGAGAUGGAGCAGCUAAGGAUCAGCCUUGCUGAAGAGCUCUCAACGUACAAGGGCUGUUUAGAAACAUAUGGCCGAAUCUGUAACCAAGAAGCAACGACAAAAAACUCCUUAGCAAAGGAUCACUAAGUACCCUUUGGACAUACUUUUUUCUAAACAGAAAAGGGAGUGCCAGGGAUUUGGCAAGCAGUUCACUCUGAGAAAGUUACAAAUACUGGCUGACCUGUUUAAAAAGAUUCUAGGGCUGGCCGGAGGCAGAAUACUAUCAGUCAACUCUCAGCUGGAUUCUAUUUCAUAGGCUGCUGGUACUGAUCUCAAUGCACUGAGGAAUGGAAAAAUAAAAGUCUCCUGUCACCCAUCAGCAACCCUCCACACAAAGUAAAGGAUGAAUGUAUGGACACACCUUGCUGUAUUGUGAAGAAUGUAUCUUGCCUUCUGUUGACCCAAAGCAGAAAGUUUUUCAGGAACACAGGUGGAGUCAAAAAGGCAGCCGAUUUUCCUUAUAUUCAAGUUGACCCCUGAACAACGUGGGGGUUAAUCUGCAUAUAACUUAGUUGGCCCUCGGUAUCCGAGGUUCCUCCACAUCCACGGACUCAACCAACCACUGCAGGUAUAGUACUGUGGUAUUUACUAUUGAAAAGUAUGUUAUAAGUGGACCUGUGCAGUUCAAACCCACAUUGUUCAAGGGUCAACUGUAUAUGGGUUUAAAAUUUGAAUUCUUCUGUGCCAUGAGUGUUAGACUUUAAUUAAAUCCCUUUACAAAGUUUACUUUUCUUUAA